ACACGCGCGUAUCACCUAAUAAGUUCGAGGCCCUACGCAUGCGCUAUUGAUCAUUAAAAUCGAUUGAGGAAAAAAGUAUAAACAAGGAAAACUCUUGGUUAGAUCAUUGCAAUGAUUUUCCCAAAUUAUUAGCUGAAACUACUGCGAAUAUAUGUUACAUUAUGAAACAUUACGGAUAAAUCAAUAACCACCAGUGAUUGAUAAAAGAAACUUGAUCGUUGCAAUAUUUGAUGUCUUUGUCAUAGAGUGAGGAAAGUUUGAACAUUUGUGCUAAGUGUUUUGUUUGUUGAGAUAUUUUACGAGUGUCAAUCUCUAGAUUUUUAAACCCAAUUCAGCUGUGUCUCCGCUGACUAUUGCGACAUGCCAAUUCAGUUUACAUUGAUAUCGCUAUAACACUCAGCAAUGAAGAUUACCGAAAAACAAUGUUAUACGUCUCAGUGUCGCUUCUCUCUAGAUAACCACCAAUCCUGUGUACGCUGACACAACUAGUGUAAUUUUUUUGGCGGGAAAGAUAUAAGCAGCAAUUUUACCUUGCUGAAGAUUGAAUGGUUCCACUUGAGACUACGUACCUCACGUCAAUCUGGGAUUCACCAGAUCCAGAACAGCGAGGAUUUUACGACUCGCCGCCCCCCCGGAUGGAUGUCAGCGUGUGCUGCUUGCAGCCCACCGCCGGCUCGGGGGUCCAGCACCCUCCCACUGGACAUCAUCAUCACCAUCAUCAUCACAAUCAUCAUUCAGUUGGCAUAACGUUACCCGUACAACAGAGUGUACAGAAUACGUAUCAGUAUGCCGAUCAAAUAGUACCUGAUCGGGGGCAACCCGACGGUCUUGGACUGGUUAAUCCUGGACAAGAUGCAUGGCAGUCAAAUUCUACCGGUGUUAAUGCUGGAAUCACCGCAAACACCACUACUUACAUCGAUUAUUCAUGGCUGCAGAUGCAGCAACGACUUUAGUCUUCUAUGUCUUCACCACUUUUUGGGAACGGCAGAAAUCUGCCAUGUGUCGUUGGGUGUCGUUUGACCACGCCAUGCCACAGAAGACAGAGGACGACAAAGCGAAUACUUGCAACGACUACCUAAUCGGAAUGACAAGAGUCGUCGAUCUGUACAUUCGUGUCUUCUCAACGUUUAGGGUCCAUCAAGCAAGUAAAAGGAUCGGGGGAUCGAUAAAAUUAUAAAAGUUUAAUGACUGAACUGAAAAUAUUCACAUGAAGACUAGUAUCGUUGUAUUAUCGUCAAAGUAUUCGAAAGUUUGAGGACUCGGAAAAAUUUUCGUGUCAGGGGAACUUAUAAAAAUAUCUGCACAGAAUAGAACUUAGAACAAUUUGAGCGAAAUUCACCGAAAUAUAUUCAAAGAAUCGUAUAUUGAAAAAUAAGAUCCGAAUUACAUAAUUAUAGAUUGAAAUUCGGUUAAAAUUUCAUUUCUUCUGCAAUUGCAUA
This is a messenger RNA of Diachasma alloeum, 1439 nucleotides long. RefSeq lists its product as uncharacterized. The transcript is spliced from 2 exons. The record is from RefSeq and is a predicted model, not a curated record. NCBI's taxonomy places the organism in Eukaryota, Metazoa, Arthropoda, Insecta, Hymenoptera, Braconidae. The coding region runs from base 546 to 953 and encodes 135 amino acids.